This is a messenger RNA of Dissoconium aciculare CBS 342.82, 3141 nucleotides long. RefSeq names its product DNA mismatch repair protein MutL. Lineage: Eukaryota; Fungi; Ascomycota; Dothideomycetes; Mycosphaerellales; Dissoconiaceae. The record is from RefSeq and is a predicted model, not a curated record. The transcript has a single exon. Gene Ontology annotation, cellular component: MutLalpha complex. Gene Ontology annotation, molecular function: ATP-dependent DNA damage sensor activity; ATP hydrolysis activity; ATP binding. The coding region runs from base 1 to 3141 and encodes 1046 amino acids. Gene Ontology annotation, biological process: mismatch repair.
AUGGCUACAAUCAAGGCCAUAGAGUCUCGCUCGGUUCACCAAAUCCAAUCUGGCCAGGUAAUUGUUGAUCUAAGCUCAGUGGUCAAGGAACUUGUCGAGAACAGCCUCGAUGCAGGGGCAUCAUCUAUCGAGAUAAGAUUCAAGAAUCAAGGGCUUGAUUCCAUUGAAGUACAAGACAAUGGCAAAGGCAUUGCUCCAGAGGAUUUUGAGACUGUAGCUCUCAAGCAUUACACAUCUAAACUCUCUAGCUAUGAAGAUAUUGAUACCCUUGACACAUUCGGCUUCCGCGGCGAAGCUUUGUCGUCUUUAUGUGCCUUGUCAAAGUUCCACAUCCUAACGGCCAGAGCGGAAGAUGGCGCCGCAGGCAAAAGACUCGACUUUGAACAAUCUGGGAAGCUCAAAAGCGCAAGUGUUGCUCCGGCGCAAAAGGGCACGACGGUGUGUGUAGAUGACCUCUUCCACAAUCUGCCCGUGCGCCGAAAGGAGCUAGAAAAGAAUGUCAAACGCGAAUAUGGAAAGGUACUCAACUACUUAUAUGCAUAUGCAUGUAUCAGUGUGGGCGUUCGCUUCAUGGUCAGCAAUACUAUGCCAAAGGGCAAGCGUAUCCCUCUAUUCACGACCAAGAAUAACCCGUCCACCAGGGAAAACAUCAUAAACAUUUUUGGAGCUAAAACACUAUCCGCGUUAGUGCCUCUGGAUUUGGGCUUCGACAUGGAGCCUUCAACGAGCAUCAUGAGCCAGGUCGGUGGUCAACACGGAUCGAAUGAAGUCCGCGUGGAGGGCCACAUCUCCAAACCUGUCUUCGGCGAAGGGCGUCAAGCUCCUGAUCGCCAGAUGUUUUUCGUCAACUCGCGACCUUGUCUUCUUCCUCAAAUCUCAAAGGUUAUCAAUGAUGUCUACAGAUCAUUCAAUGUCUCCCAAUCACCCUUCGUCUUCGCAAAUCUUAUCAUGAAUACCAAUGCUUAUGAUGUUAAUGUCUCGCCGGACAAGCGGACCAUUCUUCUACAUGACCAAGUAGCUUUGCUUGAAAGCCUGAAGAGCAGUCUGACCGAGCUUUUUGAAACGGCAGAACAGACUGUUCCGCAGACACAUCUACCCAGCCAGAGUCGAUCGUCACAUCGCGUGUCGAGUAUAUCUCAGCGAGCGCAUUCUCUUGAUGGAAGUGCGCAGGAUGACUCUGAAACAACACCAUUGGGACGCAUCGGGCGUGUAGAGUCUGAAGCAAGCGAUUCAUUACGAAGUAACGGAAGGGAUGUCGAAGCCAGUCCGAGCUUGAUUAAGAAUUGGGCCACUCGCGGCUUCAGCGUUCGCAAGGAGUCUCCAGAUGAUCCAGACCGACGCCGCGCCACUGAUCAAGCAGCCGCAGGCAAUGGCUUGAAUGGAUCGUUUUGUAAGGCAUCCGAUCUCUUAAGCUCCAUGGAAGAGGACUCGGCACCUCGAUUACCUGUACAUACAGAUGAGGAGCCUAAUGCGGCGGGUCCAAGAGUCGCAAACGGCCGGAAGACUGCGGAUGGUGACAAUUCGCGGGAGCAAUUUUCAGGCCGCGAGCCGACAGGACUCACAAAUUCAAAUCAGCCAACGAUACGAAGUAUGUCUUUGCUCUCCCACAGAAGCUCGCCCGGGCCGGUACAAAGUGCGUUUGAUCGAAUGCGACCAAGACACUCACCACACCAGAUUGCUCAUAUCACAAUUGGCUCAGAGCCAACCAGAACUUCUAUUGGAUCAGCGUCGUCACAGAAGAAGCGGAGGAUCCAUAUUCCUAACAUAUCGCGUUCAUCUAUCAACAGCACCGAAAGCCCUCUUGCGCUGCGUGGCAACAAGGAGCGAUUCGCUGGUCUGAAUAAUCAACACGACAAUGAUAGCGAAGAUCCCACAUCAGAUGAGCAUAGCGAAAGCCAGUCUGAGCAUGGCGAUCUUUCUGACGCAGCAAGCAGUGCAGGUGCAGCCGAUGACACUGGUGAAGCGAUGACUUCUGCGCAGCAGACAGGAUCCAGACGGACGAAAAUAGACGCUGACAAGAGUCUAUUCGUCAACGAGGGCGAUUCUGACGAGGAGCCGAUUGACGAAGUCGCACAUCGAGUAGAUGAAGAUGGGCGCGUUGCACGACUUAUCCUCGACGCCGAGGAAACGAGCAUCAGACCUGGCCAUGAUCAUGUCAAACGGGCAACACAAUCGCUCAAAUACAAUAGCAAUCGAAAAGAUUCUGUGUUAAGACUUGCCACCACUGUCUUAUCUGCAGAGGAAGAAGUCGCCUUCCAGAUGCAAUUCACUGAUCCUUGCCGGUCAUUUCCCAUUGAAACAGAUAGCAGUAAUACGCAUAUCUUGCACGAGAUUGACUCUUCCGAAGCGGAAAAUACAUUAUCGCUUACCGUCAGCAAAAGCGACUUUUCCAAUAUGAGAGUGGUGGGCCAAUUCAAUCUCGGCUUCAUCUUGGCCGUGCGACCACCUACAGAGGUACAAAACGAAGACGACCUCUUUAUUAUCGAUCAGCAUGCCGCAGACGAAAAAUUCAAUUUCGAGAAGUUGCAGCGCACCGUGACUCUACAGAGUCAACGCCUGGUGCGACCAAAGGUUCUUGAACUCACCGCCUUUGAGCAGGAGGUCAUCUUGAACAAUCACGAUGCUCUGACAUUCAACGGAUUCGAAGUGGAGGCAAUACCGCUCCCUGCAAACCAGAUUGACGAUGAAGAGACAACGCCGCAGACCCAAACAUUCCGACUUUUGACGCUGCCGACGAGUCAGCAAACCACGUUCGCGUUGUCAGACCUUGAAGAGCUCGUGCAUCUACUCUCGGAGACGGGGAGCAUCUCAAACGAAGCUAGUAUCCCGCGUCCUACAAAAGUCAGGAAAAUGCUUGCUAUGAGAGCAUGUCGGAGCAGUAUCAUGGUCGGCAAGACGCUGACGACAAAACAGAUGUCGCAGGUGGUCACGAACAUGGGCGGAAUGGAGAAGCCUUGGAAUUGCCCUCAUGGACGGCCGACCAUGCGACAUCUUGCGCGCAUGGGUGCAUGGCAAGGGUGGCGCGAGGGAGAUGACAUGGAUGAACUUGCGCAUGACGAUAGCGAGUCACAACGAACUGCACGGACAGAUUGGUCGAGUUGGCUUCAAACAACGACGGCAUCGCAAUCCUCUCAAGAAUAA